CAAUAUGCUCUUUUUUUCCAUGUACUGUUAUCUUCUUGGAACAGUUCUGAUUCUGGCCUUUUAACUAUUUUAUUCCAAACAAACCCUUUUUCUUCAAGUGCAUGCCUUCUUUCCUGUCUUCAACUUUUGUGAGAGUUAUGAUUACUAAUUUCCCUUUCUUAUAUCAUUAAAUCUCACCUCUUUGGCUAUCAAAAAACUUGGAAGAAAAUUAUUUAUUUCCUUCACAUGUUUUGAUAUUCUUCAUUCUCUCUUCAGGGUUGGUUGUUCUUCUGGUUUUCUUUUUGUGCUUUUAGUUUUUGAUGCAGGUAGUUCAACUGCUUCAAUUAAUAAAGACUUAAACCCUUCUCUGUGUGCCUUUCUAGGUAAAACUUCAUUACUCUCUCUUCAAAAUGCCUCCUACAUAUUUGCCUCUUCGUUGGGAAAGCACUGGGGAUCAAUGGUGGUAUGCAUCUCCCAUAGAUUGGGCGGCAGCUAAUGGCCACUUUGAUUUGGUCCGAGAGCUUCUUAGGAUAGAUGGCAAUCACCUCAUCAAGCUAACCUCUUUGAGGAGGAUCCGCCGCCUUGAAACGGUAUGGGAUGAUGAGGAACAAUUUGAUGAUGUUGCUAAAUGUCGUUCCCAAGUUGCUAGGAAACUUUUUCUUGAAUGUGAAUCAAAGAAAUCAAAGAAUUCCCUUAUCAGAGCAGGCUAUGGUGGAUGGCUUAUAUACACGGCUGCCUCAGCAGGAGACUUGGGUUUUGUUCAACAACUGCUUCAAAGAAACCCUCUACUGGUUUUUGGAGAAGGGGAGUAUGGUGUUACUGAUGUACUUUAUGCAGCUGCAAGGGGUAAAAAUUCUGAGGUUUUCAGGCUUAUAUAUGAUUUUGCAGUCUCACCAAGGUUUUUGGCAGCCAAAGGGGACGGAUUUGAGGAGCACAUUGGGGAAAUUCCUUCUGUUUAUAAAUGGGAAAUUACAAACAGAGCUGUUCAUGCUGCUGCUAGAGGAGGAAAUUUGAAGGUUUUGAAGGAUCUUCUUAGUGAUUGCACUGAUAUUUUGGGUUACAGAGAUAAGCGUGGCUCAACUAUAUUGCAUGCUGCUGCUGGCAAAGGCCAAGUUGAGGUUGUCAAAUAUCUGGUUGCCUCUUUUGAUAUCAUGGACUCAACAGAUGAACAAGGCAACACAGCUCUGCAUAUUGCUGCUUACAGGGGUCAAUCAGCUGUUGUUGAGGCUUUGAUUCUUGCAUCCCCUUCAUUGAUCUCUGUAACAAACAAGGCUGGGGAAACGUUUUUGCAUUUGGCGGUGUCUGGUUUCCAAACACCGGCUUUUCGAAGAGUGGACCGACAGGUUAAUCUUAUGAAACGACUGGUACAUGCAAAAAAUUUCAGCAUGGAAGACAUUGUUAAUGCUAAAAACAAUGAUGGAAGGACUGCUCUCCACAUGGCCAUCAUUGGGAAUGUUCAUACUGAUCUAGUUGAACUCCUGAUGUCUGCAAAAUCAAUCAAUGUGAACAUUCGUGAUGCGGAUGGAAUGACUCCACUAGAUCUUCUGAAACAAAGGCCUCAUUCAGCUUCAUCGGAUAUACUUAUUCGACACUUGAUUUCAGCAGGUGGGAUGUUUGGUUGUCAGGAUUACACUGCAAGAAGAGCAAUAGCUUCACACAUAAAGAUGCAAGGCCACGGGAGCAGUCCUGGAACUUCUUUCAGGAUAUCCGACACCCAAAUCUUCUUGUACACCGGCGUUGAGACAACAUCGGAUGCUAGCGAUCUCGGCAGUGGAGGAAAGAGUCGUUCAUCGUCAACUGAUUUCGAUUCAGCUGAUGAAAACAGGAAGUCAUCAGUAGAUAAAAAGCCCGCAGGUUCUUCUAUGAACAAUGCAGCACAGAGAUUGAAAAGUGUUCUCCAUUGGCCUCGAAUGAAGGAUCAAAAGCCGAAAAGAAUGAAUGGAAAUUACUCAGAAGAAACUCCAAUCCCUCUCAGGCAGAGGUUUUCAAAGCCUUCGUCACUCCCAAACAACAAGAGAACACUUUCGGUGAGGAGUGGUCAAUCCAGUCCAAUUGCAAAGAAGAAACUUGCUUCAGGGAUAAUCCAUGGCGUUAUGCAAGCCAUGCCACAGAUAACCAUUCCUCGAAGGUCUCGUUCGAGUUCGUUUUCCAAGUCAUCUGUAUCUUCUCCGAGCUCAAUGGAUAAACAAAAAGGGAUAUUCAUUGAAGGUGAUAUAACUGGACCAUCUUGUUCCAAUCCAAGCCUUGAUGAUGAAAAACCAGAUACAAUGAAGCAAAGGCCCAUGAAAAAGGGGUUAAGGAGUCAGUAUUUCUGCUUUGGAGGUUCAGGGCUGGCUGUUAAAAACCCAGUGAGCAGGCAAAGGCAAAGCCAGACAAGUGCUGCCAAUCCUGCCAUGGUCUCAAUGGCUUGAUUGGUUUAGGUCCUGAAAUGUUGUGAUGACCAACCACCUGAAUCUAUGUAAAAGGCAACUUACUGACAAAGAUGAAAGAUUUAGCAGGAUGUGUAACUUGCUGCCUAGGUUCUGUACUUGUUAGAUUAAACACAAAAAUGUAUGCCUGAAUUCUGAAACAUACUUUUCAUGUCUCAGUGUAAGUGAAGUGAAGUAGCCCAAAAACUAAUUUAAUGUUCUAAUAAGCAAUUUGCUUCUUUGUGUA
Messenger RNA from Gossypium raimondii (Peruvian cotton), 2634 nucleotides. RefSeq lists its product as uncharacterized. Gene Ontology annotation, molecular function: protein binding. The record is from RefSeq and is a predicted model, not a curated record. NCBI's taxonomy places the organism in Eukaryota, Viridiplantae, Streptophyta, Magnoliopsida, Malvales, Malvaceae. The coding region runs from base 390 to 2390 and encodes 666 amino acids. The transcript has 3 exons.